Messenger RNA from Hirsutella rhossiliensis, 1527 nucleotides. RefSeq names its product conserved glutamic acid rich protein. The transcript is spliced from 5 exons. Bases 1 to 1527 code for a protein of 508 amino acids. The record is from RefSeq and is a predicted model, not a curated record. NCBI's taxonomy places the organism in Eukaryota, Fungi, Ascomycota, Sordariomycetes, Hypocreales, Ophiocordycipitaceae.
AUGGCGCACCGUGGCUCCAGGAUGACCGAAUUUGAGGAGCGCGACUACUAUCCGCCUCGUCGCUCAGCCCCUGACUUUGAUGACCUCGACUAUCGCCCUCGCCAGGUCACGCGGACACCCCCGGCGCCCCGGGAGACGGAGCGCACGCCUGCCUUCUUAAGGGACGACGGCCGACGCACCGAGGCUGGACCCAUGGUGCUGCGCCAGCGCGACGUCGAGACCUUUGACCGCCACGCUAGAAGCCCCAGCCCUCCUGUACGGAUCCGAGAGGUUGUCCGCCGCCCCAAGAGUGCCUCUCCGCCAGCUAUGCGCGGCAGCGAGCACGAGCACACGCGCGCCAGGGUCGUGGAGAGGGAGCGUCGCCGCCGACGCUCUCCCUCUCCCGUCUAUAAUGAGCAUAUUCGCACUCGCAUCGUCGAAAAGGACAGGGAGCGUGUCCCUUCCCCGUCUCCCUCGCCUUCGCCGCCGCCGCCUCCCUCGGUCAUUCGCGGCCCGACCAUCGAGCGAGAGGUCAUUACCCACUGGACUGACGUCGAUCACGGAGUGGUGCGGGCGAAGCCCCCCAGUCCCCCUCCCGCGCCUCGUUCGCGCCCGAGGGAGCGGGAGACGGACAUUGACAUAUCCCUGUCCAAGAACCGCACCGAGGUCGACAUUCACCAGUCUAGCAACAGGCCGCGCUCCAAGAGCCGCGAACGCCGAUCGCAUUACCAUGAGGAGGACGUCGUUGUCCGCCGUGACGGCGACCGCCUUCGGGUAGACGAGUACUCGGGCUCGCGUCGACGGGCACAGUCGGCCGCCCCGCUCUGCUCUCCCAUGGAUGAGGAGGGCGACUACCUCUCCUCCAAGGUGGAUUCCCGCGGACGCAUGGGCGAGGCCUGGGGCGGCGCCACAAAGGACUGGACCAUUGUCGACGUGCCGCCGGGCACCGAAAGAGUCCGCAUGGACGGCGUAGGCGGCGGCAGCACCGAUACCACCUGGACAAAGUACAGCGGAGUGAGGAGAACGCAGUUCAUCCCCGAGAGAGACGGCGCCGUCGUGCCCAGAGAGCCAUCGCCCGCCCCCUCCCGAGAUCGCACCAGCGUGGGUGUUUACGACCGCGAGAGGGAGAUCGAUGUCGACAUUGAUCGUCGAAUCACGCGCACUCCGGUGCCGCCGCCGCCGCCGCCGCCAAAGGAGAUGUGGACGGAGAUUACCAAGGAUCUCGUUUUACGAGAAGCCAUCGAGGAGCUGGGCUACGAGUACGAGGAGACAAAGGAGUUUUUUUACGUCAUGGACUAUCUCAAAUAUGAUGACGUUAUCCGCUUGACCGACUUGUCGGAAAACAUGCGCCGCCAACGAAAAGAGCGCGUCCGGGAGAUUCAGCGGGAGAGGGAGUGGCGGGACGAGUGGGAAAGACCGUUCCGACGCCACCAUCCGGACCUCCAUGAUCGCUGGAGAUCGUCGCGGGAGGAAUGGGACGACGAGCGGGUGAGGGAACGAGAGGUGGUCUACGACAGCCGCAGACCAGCCCGUGGAUACUUCCGUUGA